This is a messenger RNA of Athene cunicularia (burrowing owl), 5724 nucleotides long. It is a transcript of the gene SNRNP200, whose product is annotated as small nuclear ribonucleoprotein U5 subunit 200. The record is from RefSeq and is a predicted model, not a curated record. Lineage: Eukaryota; Metazoa; Chordata; Aves; Strigiformes; Strigidae. Gene Ontology annotation, cellular component: nucleus. Gene Ontology annotation, molecular function: ATP binding; nucleic acid binding.
AUGGGGGGGUGGAAAGCUGGCGCUGUUUUGUCGCCACCGCAGAGUCUGGACGAGGGGGAGAGGACAUGGGAUGACGCACCAGACGCUGAGUACCAGAACACGUUUGUGAAGAACUCCAACCUCGUCCUCCAAGCCGACCGCUCGCUGAUCGACCGGACGCGGCGGGAUGAGCCGACGGGGGAAGUCCUGUCCUUGGUGGGCAAACUGGAGGGGACCCGCAUGGGCGACAAGGCCCAGAGAACCAAACCCCAGAUGCAGGAGGAGAGACGAGCCAAGAGAAGAAAGCGUGACGAGGACAGGCAUGACAUCAACAAGAUGAAGGGUUACACCCUGCUCUCCGAGGGCAUCGACGAGAUGGUGGGCAUCAUCUACAAACCCAAAACCAAGGAGACCCGUGAGACCUACGAGGUGUUGCUGAGCUUCAUUCAGGCAGCUCUUGGGGACCAGCCACGUGACAUCCUCUGCGGAGCUGCCGACGAGGUCCUGGCGGUGCUGAAGAACGAGAAACUGCGUGAUAAGGAGAGGAGGAAGGAGAUCGAUCUGCUCCUGGGACAGACUGAUGAUACCCGCUACCACGUGCUGGUGAACCUGGGGAAGAAGAUCACAGAUUACGGCGGAGACAAGGAGAUCCAGAACAUGGACGACAAUAUUGAUGAAACGUACGGGGUGAACGUGCAGUUCGAGUCUGAUGAGGAGGAAGGUGAUGAGGACAUUUAUGGCGAAGUGCGCGACGAGGCGUCUGAUGAUGACAUGGAGGGAGAUGAAGCCGUGGUCCGUUGCACCCUCUCGGCCAACCUUGUGGCAUCGGGGGAGCUGAUGAGUUCAAAGAAGAAGGAUCUGCAUCCUCGAGACAUCGACGCCUUCUGGCUCCAGCGGCAGCUGAGCCGCUUCUAUGACGAUGCCAUUGUUUCCCAGAAGAAGGCGGAUGAAGUGCUGGAGAUCUUGAAGACUGCGAGCGACGACCGGGAGUGUGAGAACCAGCUUGUUCUGCUCCUGGGCUUUAACACCUUCGACUUCAUUAAAGUCCUGCGGCAGCACCGCAUGAUGAUCCUGUACUGCACUUUGCUGGCCAGUGCACAAAGUGAAGCUGAAAAAGAAAGAAUAAUGGGGAAGAUGGAAGCGGAUCCUGAGCUGUCGAAGUUCUUGUAUCAGCUGCACGAGACAGAGAAGGAGGAUCUCAUCCGGGAGGAACGCUCUCGCCGGGAGCGUGUGCGCCAGUCCCGGAUGGACACUGACUUGGAGACCAUGGAUCUGGACCAAGGAGGAGAGCCCGUGGGCUUCCUCCAGCGCCUGGCGACUUACGGCAUCAACGUGGCUGAGCUGACGGGGGAUCACCAGCUCUGCAAGGAGGAAAUCAGCGCUACCCAGAUCAUCGUCUGCACCCCGGAGAAGUGGGACAUCAUCACCCGCAAGGGAGGAGAACGCACCUACACCCAGCUGGUGCGGCUGGUCAUCCUGGAUGAGAUACACCUACUGCAUGAUGACCGAGGACCCGUCCUGGAGUCUCUGGUAGCCAGAGCCAUCCGCAACAUCGAGAUGACUCAGGAGGACGUGAGGCUCGUUGGCUUGAGUGCCACCCUCCCCAACUACGAGGACGUGGCUACGUUCCUGAGAGUGGACCCGGCCAAAGGCUUGUUCUAUUUCGAUAACAGCUUCCGACCGGUGCCCCUAGAGCAGACCUAUGUGGGUAUUACAGAGAAGAAAGCAAUCAAACGCUUCCAGAUAAUGAAUGAGAUAGUUUAUGAGAAGAUUAUGGAGCAUGCUGGAAAGAACCAGGUGCUGGUGUUUGUUCACUCCAGGAAGGAGACCGGGAAGACUGCCCGGGCCAUCAGGGACAUGUGCCUGGAGAAAGACACCCUGGGCCUCUUCCUGCGGGAGGGCUCAGCCUCCACCGAGGUGCUGAGGACCGAAGCCGAGCAGUGCAAGAACCUGGAGCUGAAGGACCUUCUUCCUUACGGCUUCGCCAUUCACCACGCCGGGAUGACGCGAGUGGACCGGACACUGGUGGAGGAUCUGUUUGCUGACAAGCACAUUCAGGUGCUGGUCUCCACAGCCACGCUGGCCUGGGGUGUGAACCUCCCUGCUCACACCGUCAUCAUCAAGGGGACGCAGGUGUACAGCCCCGAGAAGGGACGCUGGACCGAGCUGGGUGCCCUGGACAUCCUGCAGAUGCUGGGGCGUGCCGGGAGGCCUCAGUAUGAUACCAAAGGAGAGGGGAUCCUCAUCACAUCCCACGGUGAGCUGCAGUAUUACCUGUCCCUGCUCAACCAGCAGCUCCCCAUUGAAAGUCAGAUGGUGUCGAAGCUCCCGGACAUGCUCAAUGCAGAGACAGUGCUUGGCAACGUCCAGAAUGCAAAGGAUGCAGUGAAUUGGCUGGGCUACACCUACCUGUACAUCCGAAUGCUGCGCUCCCCCACUCUCUACGGGAUAUCCCACGAUGAUCUGAAGGGGGAUCCGCUGCUGGACCAGCGCCGCCUGGAUCUGGUUCACACCGCAGCCCUCAUGUUGGACAAGAACAACCUGGUGAAGUACGACAAGAAGACGGGGAACUUCCAGGUCACAGAGCUGGGCCGCAUCGCCAGCCACUACUACAUUACCAAUGAGACGAUGCAGACUUACAAUCAGCUCCUCAAACCCACUCUGAGUGAAAUCGAGUUGUUUCGGGUUUUCUCGCUCUCCUCGGAGUUCAGGAACAUCACCGUGAGGGAGGAGGAGAAGCUCGAGCUUCAGAAGUUGCUGGAGCGAGUUCCCAUCCCGGUGAAGGAGAGCAUAGAGGAGCCCAGUGCCAAGAUCAAUGUGCUCCUCCAGGCCUUCAUCUCCCAGCUGAAGCUGGAAGGAUUUGCUCUCAUGGCAGACAUGGUCUACGUUACCCAGUCUGCUGGGCGGCUGAUGCGAGCCAUCUUCGAGAUCGUCCUGAACCGUGGCUGGGCCCAGCUCACCGACAAGACCCUUAACCUCUGCAAGAUGAUUGACAAACGGAUGUGGCAGUCCAUGUGCCCUUUGCGCCAGUUCAAGAAACUGCCUGAGGAAGUGGUGAAGAAAAUCGAGAAGAAGAAUUUCCCGUUUGAACGGCUCUAUGACUUGAACCAUAACGAAAUAGGGGAACUGAUCCGAAUGCCCAAGAUGGGUAAGACAAUCCACAAAUAUGUUCAUCUGUUUCCAAAACUGGAGCUUUCGGUCCACUUGCAGCCUAUUACCCGCUCCACCCUGAAAGUAGAGCUCACCAUUGCCCCCGACUUCCAGUGGGAUGAAAAGGUACAUGGUUCAUCUGAAGCUUUCUGGAUCCUGGUGGAAGAUGUGGACAGCGAGGUGAUCCUGCACCACGAGUACUUCCUGCUGAAAGCCAAGUACGCGCAGGACGAGCACCUCGUCACCUUCUUCGUGCCCGUGUUUGAGCCACUGCCCCCACAGUACUUCAUCCGGGUGGUCUCUGACCGCUGGCUCUCCUGUGAGACCCAGCUGCCCGUUUCCUUCCGCCACCUGAUCCUCCCUGAGAAGUACCCUCCUCCGACCGAGCUGCUGGAUCUGCAGCCGCUGCCCGUGUCGGCUCUGCGGAACAGCGCCUUCGAGAGCCUCUACCAGGACAAGUUCCCUUUCUUCAACCCUAUCCAGACCCAGGUGUUUAACACUGUUUAUAACAGUGACGACAACGUGUUUGUGGGUGCCCCCACGGGAAGUGGAAAGACCAUUUGUGCUGAAUUUGCCAUCCUGAGGAUGCUGCUGCAGAACUCGGAGGGACGCUGCGUGUACAUCACUCCCAUGGAGGCUCUGGCAGAGCAGGUCUUCUUGGACUGGUAUGAAAAGUUCCAGGAGCGUCUCAAUAAGAAGGUCGUUUUGCUGACGGGGGAGACCAGCACUGACCUGAAGUUACUGGGCAAAGGCAACAUCAUCAUCAGCACCCCCGAGAAAUGGGACAUCCUCUCGCGACGCUGGAAGCAGCGAAAGAACGUCCAGAACGUCAACCUCUUCAUCGUGGAUGAAGUGCAUCUCAUUGGGGGCGAAAAUGGGGUGCGUCUGGGAGGGGAGGAGGAUGCUACUUGUUCGAGGGAUGCUCAUCAUCGUGCUGGUCCUGGUGCUGUUCAGGUGAUGGUGGCCUCCCGCAGCCUCUGCUGGGGUAUGAACAUCGCGACGCAGUACUACAACGGCAAGAUCCAUGCGUACGUGGAUUACCCCAUCUACGACGUGCUGCAGAUGGUGGGCCACGCUAAUCGCCCGCUGCAGGACGACGAGGGCCGUUGUGUCAUCAUGUGCCAGGGAUCCAAGAAGGAUUUCUUCAAGAAAUUCCUCUACGAGCCUCUGCCAGUGGAGUCACACUUGGACCACUGCAUGCACGAUCACUUCAACGCCGAGAUUGUCACCAAGACCAUCGAGAACAAGCAGGAUGCAGUGGACUACCUCACUUGGACGUUCCUGUAUCGCAGGAUGACGCAGAAUCCAAACUACUACAACCUGCAAGGUGUGUCCCACAGGCAUCUCUCGGAUCAUCUCUCCGAGCUGGUGGAACAGACCCUCAGUGACCUGGAGCAGUCCAAGUGCAUCAGCAUUGAGGACGAGAUGGACGUGGCUCCUCUGAACCUGGGGAUGAUUGCUGCCUACUACUACAUCAACUACACCACCAUCGAGCUCUUCAGCAUGUCCCUCAAUGCCAAGACCAAGGUGCGAGGGCUGAUUGAAAUCAUCUCCAACGCUGCUGAGUACGAGAACAUCCCCAUCAGGCACCACGAGGACAAUCUCCUGCGGCAGCUGGCCCAAAAAGUUCCCCACAAGCUGACCAACCCCAAAUUCAACGAUCCCCAUGUCAAGACCAACCUCCUGCUGCAGGCUCACUUGUCACGCAUGCAGCUGAGCGCCGAGCUGCAGUCGGACACCGUGCAGUUCGCGCAGUGUCGCGGGGGCUUUCCCGGCGGUGUGAAAUCCUCCUACGGUGAAUACCUCGGUGACCGCCUCCAAAAGCGGGUGACAGGGGACGAGGUGCCUCGUGCCAGGAGUCCCCAGAAAACAACUCGCCUCCGGGGUUUUCGGCUGCGCCUCGGCCAGACGCACGACGCAGGAGCCGUCCCUCCACCUCAGCGCCUCCGUCCAGAGAGGAAAGACGGGGUCCGGAAUUUCUUCUUCUUCUUCGAGGGUGAUUUGGAGGGUGAGCCUUCGGGGGAGACGGGGCUGCUGGUCACUGUCUCCUUCUCCUUGGGGGCAUCCUGGUUUUCCUCGGUGCUUUGCUCCUCGUCCUUCCCGUUCACCACCGCCGGCGGCUCCUUCUCGGUGGCGGAAUCGGCUGGCGCUUGGCCGCCGUCCGCCUUCUUGUCACCUUGGAGAGGGGAAAGAGGAGAGGUGAAACUGGAUUUCGUGGCCCCGGCUACAGGGACCCACAACUACACGUUGUAUUUCAUGAGUGAUGCCUACAUGGGCUGCGACCAGGAGUACAAGUUCAGCGUCGAUGUGAAGGAGGCAGAAAGCGACAGCGACUCCGACUAACGUAGGGCCACAGCCGUCCCCACGAGGUUCCCCCCAACCCCGUAGGUCAGCCACCGAACCCCAGCCACGGUAGCGCUUGUGUCACCUCCCUUUGUGUGGCUUCUGUGUAUUUUCCUGUUGUGUUUUGUUUUUUUUUUUUGAUGCUUUGUACAGUGUUUUUGUAACAGGAGCUGCCCGCAGACGUGUGACUGCAGCAGCUGAAUAAAAAUCGAGACCCAUCCCUGCACUCUUGGGUCUGGGGGUGGGAAACAC